This is a messenger RNA of Scylla paramamosain (green mud crab), 2427 nucleotides long. RefSeq lists its product as uncharacterized. Gene Ontology annotation, molecular function: signaling receptor activity. The record is from RefSeq and is a predicted model, not a curated record. The transcript is spliced from 12 exons. The coding region runs from base 443 to 2185 and encodes 580 amino acids. Gene Ontology annotation, cellular component: external side of plasma membrane; signaling receptor complex. Gene Ontology annotation, biological process: nervous system development. Lineage: Eukaryota; Metazoa; Arthropoda; Malacostraca; Decapoda; Portunidae.
CUCCCCUAGCAGGUUAAAGGAAGAAAGAAGAGAAAUAGAGAAAAAGAAAGAAAAAGAAGAAAGAGAGAGAGAGAGAGAGAGAGAGAGAGAGAGAGAGAGAGCCGUGUUACAAGGAUUUUCACACACACACCCAGAGUGGUGAUGAUGUCUCGAGGGUUACGAAUACUGCUACUACUCAUCUUUGGGGAGAUUGCAGUAAUUCACGGUAUGAGCGGCGUGAUCAACUGCAUCGAAGCUCGUCAACGCUGCAGGAGUGACGGACAGUGCAGGGACGUGUUGGACAUGCUACACAAGAUCUGCGGCCCUGAGCUGGUGGCCUGCGCGACAGUCACCCCGGGGAAGUGCAAGACUCUUUUAAACACACUGGGGAAAAUACGAUUACCUGAAGAGCUGUACCUGCAGAGAGCCUCAUAUUGAUUUUAACUGCUACACUUUUAGAGAAAUGAUCUUUAACCAUCCUUGUUCCCUCGUGGAGACUGCAGAGGAGCACCAGACGUACAUGCAAACUUGUACUGACGCGGACGCAGACUGUAAAAGUAAUAGGGCUUGCUUCAAGAACUAUAUGGAAUUCAUUAAUUACUGCGGUUACAGUGGGAUUACCUGCACGUCUCAGCAAAGCGACAAGUGCAAUGAGAGCUGGAAGCGGAUACGGGCCACACCUCGCUUUGGGUGUUACUGUCCUGUACAAGCAAGGUCUGUGGGUUAUUCAGGCCACUAUGACCCCAAGCUGGACACGAAGCAAGAGAAAUGCGUCAAUUUUUAUAACGACACUCAUGAAAAUCCCUGCCUGGCGAUUCCCUCCCCACCAGUUCUACCGAAGGAAGAUAUGAUAAGCCCCCUCUAUAGGCCUUUGGAUUUUUAUUACCGACCUCUUGACCUCUCUGCAAUACUGGGGCGCCCGAUACCAAACAGAGAUGACGUCAGGAACUUGAUACCAGUCCCGCCUUGGGGUUACUUGUUACUGGGACACCGAAGAUAUAAUUUGACCACGGGCCAGAAGAACGUGGACCGCGCCAAAAUGGUAGAAGUGUCCCAGGCCAUGUGUCACGUUGCCUUGGAGCACUGCAGUAAUGAUCCGGAAUGCUCCAGGGAACUCAACAACAUCAACACCUGGUGCGACCACUCCCAUUGUGAACCGGACAGGUGUAGGACCGCCCUGCAGGAGUUCUAUCAGCGUGUCAAGGUCGUCAGAAGGCUGCAAGUGGCAUUCUGUGUAUGUAGGCAAAGCGACCAUGAUGGGGAGUGCCUGAUGGCGAUGCGGAAACUUCACCCCACCUGCGCCGAAAAGCACAAACCAAAAGACCCAAUGCAGUGUCACAAAAUAGCUGAACAAUGUCGCCAAAACAGAGGUUGCAGCGCCAAACUGCAACAAUAUGAGCAAAACUGUGCAGCUGACGCCAUCACGGGCCGCUGCUCAGACACCCACCGCAGCUGUCAACAGGCUGUAAUGAACAUAUUAGGCACAGAACUUCAUGCUACCUGUGUCUGCAAAGGGACUGACUUUCUGCAUCAACACGACUGCUACACGUGGCAAAAGCUCCUCUGGUCGAACCCCUGCGUCAUCGAGUCUCACCUGAGGCUGCACGAGGAGAUAAACAGUGGAGGCGCAGAUGACUUAGAUGAAGAAUUCCGCCGCCUCACGCCCGCUCCACCCACCUCCACCCAGGCGCCCCACUUCGGCCCUACCCACGGCUAUGGCACGGUCGUCUACCACCAGAAGGGCCCCAGCCUAGGCCCGCAGACCCACGAACCAGUGGAACCCGAGACAACAUGGGGUGCUGGAAGGCGUGACGGGCUCCAGGUGGGGCAGACUAACCGUGGAUUUGAGCCCCGCGGUGGUCUCUCUGGUGGCUACGAGGUCUCCGUGUACAAGAACCGGGUUGGGGAGAGGCCUCAUUAUCCUGAAGGAGAGACGCACUUCGGGAGGGGUAGAGUCCCCACCAAUAUAUGGCUCCCACGUACAGGAGACCACCGUGGGAUCUAUAAUCAUGGUUACAGAGGCACUGGCAUUCCCAUCCCCUCGCAGGAGUCCCAUCACGAGGGCCCCAUCAUCGAGGACUGGGGGCGUGUCCUGGGGGGCGUCCGGGGAAGGUCCAGCCAGAUUUCAGUGAAGAGAGGGAAUUACACACAAGAGCACCCCCAUUUCCCCCCAACCGAGGACCUUACCCCCCCAGGACCCCCCUAACUUCAUGCCAGUGACUCCUACCCCGACCCCACACUCAGCCACACACGCUGCUGCCACGCCCUCCACCUCUACCACCAUCACGCCCACCACAUCACCUACUAGUGAGUACACGCUGGGCCCAGGAAUAUACCUGUUCUUGGGGUACAGCAGGGGGGAGGUGGAGAUCCUGGAACCCCACACGUCUACUAAUGAGCUGGAGGCCAUAAAGGUGCUGGAGUCAGUGCUAAUCCGUGAUUAUGGAU